Corylus avellana is the source of this 1254-nucleotide messenger RNA. NCBI's taxonomy places the organism in Eukaryota, Viridiplantae, Streptophyta, Magnoliopsida, Fagales, Betulaceae. The record is from RefSeq and is a predicted model, not a curated record.
UGUCUCUUUCAGAGAAACAGAGACACAAAAAAACUCCCCAUUCUCAGACCAAAGAGACAGCGGCUUGCCAAAAGAAUGAAAAAAUCCAUCUUAGCAUUGAGCAUCCUAGUAUUAUUGUUGGUAGAAGAAGCUACAGGCCACAGCAUUGAGAAAAAGCUGUCAGAGUUUAGAGAAAAAUUAGCCUCUUCUCCUACUGGAUCAUCUUUGCCAACGCCCCUGACUUCAGACAAGAAAAAGGAUGGGAGAGUUUUGUAUCCAAUUGGGUACGGAGCAGACCCAACAGGGGAAAAAGACAGCAGCGAUGCAAUUCUGCAGGCUUUGGGUGAUGCUUUCCAGUUGCGAACAGGGCUAGAAUUGCUGUCUGGGAUCAGAGACUUCGGCGGGGUGGAGAUUGAUUUGCAAGGUGGAAGCUACAAAAUCAGCAGACCAAUAAGGUUCCCUUCCUCUGGCGGUGGCAAUAUUCUGGUACAAGGAGGGACUUUGCGAGCCUCAGAUACAUUUCCCGGUGAUCGGCAUCUCAUCGAACUAUGGUCAACGGAUUCUCCGACAUCCUACCAAAACUACCAAAAUGCCGGAUACCACUACGAGGACAUCACCUUCCGGGACAUCCUCUUCGAUUCAACCUACCGAGGAGGAGGGAUUUUCAUUGUCGAUUCCGCAAGAAUUCGCAUAAACAACUGCUUCUUCCUCCACUUUACAACCCAGGGAAUUCUCGUACAGAGAGGCCAUGAAACCUUCAUCUCGAGCUGCUUUCUUGGACAACACUCAACCGUCGGCGGCUCCCAAGACGAGAAGAAUUUCGCCGGCACCGCCAUCGAUCUCGCUAGCAACGACAAUGCUGUGACGGACGUUGCGAUUUUCUCGGCAGCUAUUGGCAUCGUUUUAAGAGGCCAGGCAAACAUGCUCACCGGAGUACAUUGUUACAACAAAGCAACCUUUUUUGGCGGGAUCGGAAUCCUGCUAAAACUCGCCGGAUGCUCGCAGACUAGAAUAGACAAUUGCUACUUGGAUUACACCGCCAUAGUUAUGGAAGACCCAGUUCAAGUUCAUGUUACAAACGGAUUCUUCCUCGGAAAUGCUAAUGUGGUCUUGAAAUCCGUUAACGGUCAAAUCUCCGGGUUAAAUAUAGUGGACAACAUGUUUAGCGGGCAAGCGGAAAAUAUGGUUCCAAUAAUUAAGUUAGACGGGAAAUUCACCGACAUUGAUCAAGUGGUGAUUGACCGGUAUAAAAUCCAAUAAAUUGAAUUUGCUUGC